Molecule: messenger RNA, 735 nt
Organism: Geodia barretti
Lineage: Eukaryota; Metazoa; Porifera; Demospongiae; Tetractinellida; Geodiidae
Source: the annotation of a GenBank genome assembly
AUGCAAUUUGCAGUAAAAACGGAUACAGGUAAACUUCGCGAUAGGAACGAAGACUUAUACUAUUUUGAUACGCAGCUGCAACUGUUUGCUAUCGCCGAUGGUAUGAGUGGACACGAACGCGGCGACAUCGCGAGUCGCAUCGCUCUUGAAGUUAUUCAAGAGUGGGCGGAAACCCAAGCGUCUCCGCAGAGCGACUUAGGCCCCAUGAAACGCCUCGGUGUUCUGAGCGAUCUUGCGGAGGAAGCAAAUCAGCGUAUCUACACUUCCGCCGAGAGUCAAGGCAAAGGUCGCGGCAUGGGUACAACCCUCAUCGCGGGUUUUGUUACUUUUAGUUACCUCGCCUAUGUUCAUGUCGGUGAUAGCAGACUCUAUGUCUUACGCGAUGAAAAACUCACACAGAUAACGACAGAUGACUCCUUCGUUCAAAAAAUGGUCGAAAAAGGUGAAAUAACACCAGAAGAGGGACGCGUCCAUGAAAAACGGAACAUCAUUACACAGGCUAUCGGCUUGCAGUCAGUGGUUACCGUCAAUGCAGACGCAUAUCCGCUUGUCCCCGGUGAUAUUGUCCUCGCCUGUACCGAUGGGUUGCAUGACCUCAUUAUCAACGACCGCGAGAUUGCCGAUAUUCUCUUGUCUGCUUCCGGUAUUGAAGAGGCAUGUGAGAAUCUCGUCAGCAAGGCACUUGAUUAUGGAGGCACCGAUAACGUUACGGUCCUUCUCGUAGCUGUUGAUUAA